Molecule: messenger RNA, 342 nt
Organism: Rotaria sp. Silwood2
Lineage: Eukaryota; Metazoa; Rotifera; Eurotatoria; Philodinida; Philodinidae
Source: the annotation of a GenBank genome assembly
AUGAUGCGUCUCUUGUUAUUAAAUAUAAUAGUCAUUGUAUUAACUCCUAUUUGCUUCAGUGAUUCAAAUCAUACCAAAUCAUCCAUUAGAAUAUGUGAAAAAUGUUCUCCCUGCUGGAAUGCUUUUGAUAAGAACUAUGGACUUUGUUCGAAAAUGAAUUACAGUAUAAAUCCAUUUACAGUUGUACAACCUAUUUGUAUUGAUACGUUAAUUUUAUUCAUUAUAUUAUUUGUUAGUAUUGUUACUCUUGUACCAAGUUGUAUUUGGCUUUUCUAUUUAUGGAUUAAACAUUGUCAUGAUGAUGAUACACGAUAUAUUAUAGAUGGAUUAAUAAUUACUUAA